UCGAGCGGAAGUUAUGGAGGAACUCACAGGAGCGCAGCUGCUGGCGGAAGCGCUGAAGGCGCAGAAUGUGGAGUAUAUGUUUGGCAUCGUUGGGAUUCCAAUCAUUGAGGUUGCUAUGGCAGCCCAGGGUGUCGGCAUCAAGUAUGUGGGCAUGCGCAAUGAACAAGCGGCCUGUUAUGCUGCUUCUGCAAUUGGAUAUUUAACAGGACAUCCAGCAGUGUGUCUAGUGGUGUCUGGACCUGGGCUGAUCCAUGCACUUGGUGGAAUGGCCAAUGCUAACAUGAACUGCUGGCCUGUGAUAGUCAUUGGAGGCUCCUCCGAUCAGAAUCAGGAGACAACUGGAGCGUUUCAAGAAUUUCCACAGGUAGAAGCCUGUCGCCUUUACAGCAAGUUUUCAGCCCGACCAGGCAGUCUGGUUAUGAUACCAGCUGUAGUUGAAAAGGCGGUAAGGACCAGUAUUUACGGUCGUCCAGGAGCAUGCUACAUAGAUAUCUCUGGUAACAUGGUGAAUGCAAGAGUGGACCGGAAAACCGUCAGGUUUCCGUCCUGUUGUCCCCGUCCUCCAGUGAGCCUGGCCAGCAAGCACGAGCUCUCCAAAGCUGUCACGGUGCUCAAACAGGCCCAGAGACCACUGCUGAUCAUUGGCAAAGGCGCGGCAUACAGCCGGGCAGAGAAUGAAAUUAAAGAGCUGGCGGAGUUAAGUGGGUUGCCCUUUCUGCCUACUCCGAUGGGAAAAGGAGUACUUCCUGAUGACCAUCCCAACUGUGUGGCCGCUGCCCGCUCCAGAGCUCUGCUGAAGGCAGAUGUGGUAGUGCUGCUGGGUGCUAGACUAAACUGGAUCCUGCACUUUGGCUUCCCUCCCAGAUUUAGCCCUGAUGUGAAAUUUAUUCAGGUCGAUAUAUGUGCAGAGGAGUUGAGUAAUAAUGUGAGGACUACAGCAGCACUACUGGGAGAUGUCAGGGCUGUAGUCAGCCAGCUGGUAGAAAUCUUGAGAUCGGACGCAUGGUCGUAUCCAGCAGACACAGAGUGGUGGGCAAACCUGAAAGAAAAAGUGGCUUCCAAUGCUCGGAUAUCAAGGGCUCUUUCUCUCCAAAACACUCAGCCCAUGAACUACUACACAGCAUUCCAUCACAUUGCUAAACUCCUACCCAAAGACUGUGUCAUUGUCAGCGAAGGAGCCAACACCAUGGACAUUGGCCGCACCAUGCUGCUCAACUACUUCCCCAGACGCAGGCUGGAUGCAGGAACAUUUGGUACCAUGGGAGUGGGACCUGGUUUUUCCAUUGCAGCAGCAGUACUGGAGCGGGCCCAGCACACAGGUAGAAGAGUGGUGUGUGUGGAAGGAGACAGUGCGUUUGGCUUCUCGGGCAUGGAGGUCGAGACCAUGUGCAGGUAUAAGCUGCCAGUCAUCAUCAUUGUCAUUAACAACAAUGGCAUAUACAGCGGUGUCAAUACAGAGACAUGGAGCGAAAUGGAGAAGAUGGGAGACAUGACCACUAUAGCUCCUCCAAUGACUCUCCUGCCCGAGGCACGUUAUGAGCAGGUAAUGUGUGCUUUUGGGGGCCACGGCUAUCUGGUCAGGACAGUAGAGGAACUGUGUACUGCCCUACAGCAGAGCUUGAGUGAGACAGCCACCCCAAGCCUAAUUAACGUGCUCAUAGACCCAACCUCGGACCGAAAGCAACAGGAGUUCCCCUGGCUGACUCGCUCCAACCUGUAAGAGAGUAAGAAGAGGCACUGAGCUGAAAUAUCUUCCCCUCUUCGCUAUGAUGGACAGUAGCCAGCUCUCUCUUUACUAAUGACUAGCUUAGUGCAUUACUGUGAUCUUUUACGAUAAUGAAAAACACAAUGUAUUGUAACAGAAAGUGGCAGGGCACAUGCUGAUUCAACAGUGCACUUGUAAAUUUAUCCAACAGAACUUCUCGAUCCUGCACCUUUAUGCAUUCCCAUUAAUUACCAGAUGGUUUUUAAUUAGAGACAUUUUUAAUACAAGGCUCUUGUUUCAGCCGCAAGCCUGACCUGUGGUUAACGUGUGAUUUAACAAAUGAUAGAUCAGUUAUCUCUUUAUGUAAUUUAGUAUAGCCACAAUUGACUCAGCUAGCAUUAUUUUUGAAACGGGGAAAUUCCAGAUACAGCCAUUCUUAUGACAGUAUAUGGAUUUAUAUUAUAUGGAAACAAGUGUUUUACUGGGAAAUACACCACUCAUAUUUUUCAUACGAGCUACAUCUGGGAUAGAGAGAUUAAAACCCGUGACACAAAUCUCUAUGUGUCACUCGCAAGGAAAUCGAUGAUGAUGAUGAUGAUUUUGAUAAAUUUGGGUACUUUUUGUUUGUGAAUGUGCCUGUAAUAAAAACAUUUAGCAAUUA
Messenger RNA from Neoarius graeffei (lesser salmon catfish), 2366 nucleotides. RefSeq names its product 2-hydroxyacyl-CoA lyase 1 (gene hacl1). Gene Ontology annotation, biological process: fatty acid alpha-oxidation. The transcript is spliced from 17 exons. The record is from RefSeq and is a predicted model, not a curated record. The coding region runs from base 14 to 1720 and encodes 568 amino acids. Gene Ontology annotation, molecular function: magnesium ion binding; thiamine pyrophosphate binding; catalytic activity. Gene Ontology annotation, cellular component: peroxisome. NCBI's taxonomy places the organism in Eukaryota, Metazoa, Chordata, Actinopteri, Siluriformes, Ariidae.